UAUAAUUCUGUUUGUUCUGUAAUAUUGAUGUCGGUUGAUCGCGAAGCGUUAUAAACCGCUAUAAGUAAAUAUGACAAGCCACAUAAGCGACGUAAAGCCGCGUCCUCAUCAUGCUCGAAGGGAUAUUUGUGGUUCGAGGCCUGCUUACCGUCAAGGUAGGAAGGCCACUGCCGUCAAAGUGUUCACAAUCAACCAGGAGUCCUGCUAUCUGCUGAUAAGCAACGUCAGCGCCGUUGGUGCUGGCGAAGACCUCAAGGAUGCUUGCCUAGAGUAUGGCGACAUCGAUGACUUUCAUGCCGUCGAUGGCUACGACACGGAAGAAUUCACCGAGACCUACCUGGUGAAGUUCGCCCGCGUACAGUCGGCCAGGAUAGCCAAGAAGAAACUGGACGAGAGGUCUUUCUUCGGCACUGUGUUGCAUGUCUGCUAUGCGCCCGAGUUCGAGACGCUGGACGAGACUCGCCGCAAAAUAAUCGACCGUUGCAAGUAUGUCGCAUUCAAAACUGGGCAACAUUUCAAGCCCAUUACAUCGCGCGGUCGCAAAAGACGCAGCGAGGACUUGGGCAGUAGCUUUCCUGUCGAGAAGCGCGCUCCGAACGUUACCGCACCGGUCUCUUAUAUUUGGGCUGGUCAAGAGUACUCGUGGACUCAGUCGACCAGCAGCCUCCCCGUCUUGUCAUCGCCUUCGUGCGUGAAUCCGAUGUACAACGAUGAACCUCUGAGCUUCAGUAACGCCCCUCGCCAGAACGCCACCAGCAGCGAAAGGCCCUUGGCACCCAAGAACGAGCCGAGCUGCUCAAGUUCCCAGCUCGUCACAGACGCCUACGAGAGGACCAUCUCAUUGAUUCGAGACAAGGUUAAAGGAGUGGCGGUUCCGAACACAGACGUACUCUUAAGGAAACGAAAGCCGUGACUGUUUCCUACUCAUGUGUACUUCGCUACAUCUUGGUGCUUGUAAAAGACAAUUCGAGACUCUUCAUGUUAAGUUACGAAGUUGGGAUCCAUGCUUGUGAAGUUGUUUAUUCCAUAUAAAUGUUGUUCUCAAAACCUC
Molecule: messenger RNA, 1051 nt
Organism: Rhipicephalus microplus (southern cattle tick)
Lineage: Eukaryota; Metazoa; Arthropoda; Arachnida; Ixodida; Ixodidae
Product: RNA-binding protein 48-like
Source: RefSeq, a predicted model, not a curated record